Hibiscus syriacus is the source of this 3629-nucleotide messenger RNA. Its product is annotated as non-lysosomal glucosylceramidase-like. Bases 432 to 3341 code for a protein of 969 amino acids. Gene Ontology annotation, biological process: carbohydrate metabolic process; glucosylceramide catabolic process. The record is from RefSeq and is a predicted model, not a curated record. Gene Ontology annotation, cellular component: membrane. Lineage: Eukaryota; Viridiplantae; Streptophyta; Magnoliopsida; Malvales; Malvaceae. The transcript has 18 exons. Gene Ontology annotation, molecular function: glucosylceramidase activity; beta-glucosidase activity.
CUGGCGAUAGGAGAGAGCGAGCCGCGAUUACACCAAGCAUUGACAAGCCUCCAAAAGGCUCUUCCUGCAGGAGACACGCCCACGCCAACGCCACGGCUCCACUCUUCAGAUUUUCCUUUACUUUCUUUUCAAAAUUUUCUUUAUAUCCAAUCAGAACGCCAUCGCUGCCUUUACGCUGCUCUCUUUUAUUUUCCCUAUCUUUCAUGAGAAAUCUCAAGCACUCUCCGGAUCUCUGAUCCCGCGAUUCCCUGUUUGAUUAAGCACUUCGUUUCAUUCUUCAACAACUAAUAAGAUCUUUGCAGGAUACGAGGCGGUUGCUUGCUUCCUAGUUGUUUGCGUUUUCUUUUAGAUAUUUAUAGCUGAAAAGAAGGGGAAAACAAGGAAAAAUAAGAGUAAUUGUUGGACUGGAAAUUGAAUUUUGAACAGUCGACAUGGUUACAAGCAAUAUAUUCCAUUGUAGAAAGAAUUCAUGGCCGCCUGAGGAAUAUAUCAGCCGUCACACCUUACAGUUGUUUGAUUUUGAUAGUGCUGGCCCGCCAAAACAAGCUUGGAGAAGGCGAUUAAACAGUCAUGCUAAUCUUCUUAAAGAAUUCAGUAUUACAUUUAAGGAAGCAAUAAAGAUGGUGCGAUUAGGUAUACGUCUAUGGUCCUAUGUCAGGGAAGAGGCAUCUCAUGGAAGGAAAGCACCUAUUGACCCUUUCACCCGAGAAAGCUGUAAGCCAUCUGCAUCUCAAGGAGUUCCACUGGGAGGAAUGGGGAGUGGGAGUAUAUCCAGGGGUUUCAGAGGCGAGUUCAGGCAAUGGCAAAUUGUUCCCGGAACUUGUGACCCUUCACCUGUUAUGGCUAAUCAAUUUUCUAUAUUUAUAUCUCGUGAUGGUGGGAAUAAGAAGUAUGCGUCAGUUUUGGCUCCUGGACAGCAUGAAGGAUUAGGGAAAGCUAGUGAUGAGGGUAUUUCAUCAUGGGGUUGGAAUCUGAGUGGCCAGCAUUCUACAUACCAUGCUUUGUUUCCUAGAGCAUGGACAAUAUAUGAUGGUGAACCAGAUCCUGACCUAAAAGUGUCCUGUAGACAGAUAUCACCUUUCAUACCACAUAAUUAUAAGGACACUAGUCUUCCAACAGCUGUUUUUGUCUAUACAUUGGUGAAUACUGGAAAAGAAAGGGCAAAAGUCAGCCUACUCUUAACAUGGGUGAAUUCAAUUGGUGGAGUUUCACACUUAUCAGGGGAUCAUGUGAAUGAACCGUUCAUAGGCGAAGAUGGAGUUUCUGGUGUACUUCUUCAUCACAAGACUGGUAAGGGUAACCCUCCUGUUACCUUUGCCAUUGCUGCAUCUGAAACUCAGAAUGUCAAUGUGACAGUCCUACCAUGUUUUGGUCUUGCUGAAGGAAGGUCGGUAACAGCAAGGGAGAUGUGGGGUAAAAUGAUGCAGGAUGGACAGUUUGAUCUUGAAAAUUUCAAUUGCGGCCCAAGCAUGCCUUCUUCACCGGGAGAGACACUUUGUGCUGCUGUCUCAGCCUCUGCCUGGGUGGAACCCCAUGGAAAGUGUACCAUUUCAUUUUCUCUUGCUUGGUCUUCACCAAAAAUAAAAUUUUUAAAAGGGAGCUCAUAUCAUAGGAGAUACACAAAAUUCUAUGGCACUUCUGAAAGAGCAGCCUUGAACUUGGCUCAUGAUGCACUGACAAAUUACAAACGGUGGGAAGAAGAGAUUGAAAAAUGGCAAAGUCCUAUCCUCAAUGAUGAAAGGCUGCCAGAAUGGUACAAAUUUACACUGUUUAACGAGCUCUACUUUUUGGUUGCUGGUGGAACUGUUUGGAUAGAUUCUUCUUUGCCAUCCACAAAUGUGAAAAAUAAUCAAGAUUUACUGACAAAUGUAGAAAGCGUAGAUGUGAAAGUAACUGAAGCUAAAGUGAACCGCAAGUAUAGUACCGUUGUUGAGCAUAGGACUACCAGUGGCUGUAAUGGUUCUACCGGUGUUGGGUUGAAAAAUAAUGGCGACUCGGCUAUUCCUCAGAAUAAAGGAAGCACCAACCACUUAUCACAUCACUUCAAAUGGCAGGAUCAACUAGAUGACAGGGAUGAUGUCGGUAGGUUUCUGUACUUGGAGGGAGUCGAGUAUAUCAUGUGGUGCACUUAUGAUGUACACUUUUAUGCAUCUUUUGCCCUUCUCGAGCUUUUUCCUAAAAUUGAGCUCAACAUUCAACGAGACUUCGCCAAGGCUGUUUUAUCCGAGGAUGGAAGGAAAGUAAAGUUUCUAGCAGAAGGUAACUACGGAAUUCGCAAAGUUAGAGGAGCUGUUCCUCAUGAUCUAGGGACUCAUGAUCCUUGGAAUGAAAUGAAUGCUUAUAAUAUACAUGACACAAGCAAAUGGAAGGAUCUGAAUCCCAAGUUUGUGCUUCAAGUGUAUAGAGAUUUUGCUGCCACAGGGGAUCUGUCAUUCGGAGUCGAUGUUUGGCCCGCUGUUCGUACUGCAAUGGAAUACAUGGAACAAUUUGAUAGAGACGACGAUGGCCUAAUCGAGAAUGAUGGAUUUCCUGAUCAAACUUAUGAUACUUGGACUGUCCAUGGUGUAAGUGCUUACUGUGGUUGCUUAUGGCUUGCGGCGCUCCAAGCUGCCGCUGCAAUGGCCGAGCAGAUAGGUGACAAGUUCUUCGCUGAAACAUGCAAAACCAAAUUCUUUACAGCAAAAUCAGCAUUUGAAAAGAAACUGUGGAAUGGCUCUUAUUUCAACUACGACAGCGGGUCCAGUAGUAACAGUAAGUCGAUACAAGCGGAUCAACUGGCAGGACAAUGGUACACGGCAUCUUCAGGCUUGGCCCCACUUUUUGAUGAGUUCAAAACAAGAAGUGCUCUUCAGAAAAUAUAUGAUUUCAAUGUGAUGAAAGUUAAAGGAGGUCGGAUGGGAGCGGUAAACGGGAUGCAUACCAACGGAAAGGCGGAUGAGACAUGCAUGCAGUCGCGUGAAAUAUGGACCGGUGUAACCUAUGCUGUAGCGGCGAAUAUGAUUCUUGCCGGAAUGGAGAAAGAGGCAUUCACAACUGCUGAAGGCAUUUUCACCGCGGGCUGGUCCGAGGAGGGUUUCGGUUACUGGUUCCAGACUCCAGAAGCAUGGACGAUGGAUGGCCAUUUCCGAUCCCUUAUAUAUAUGAGGCCUCUUGCAAUAUGGGGUAUGCAGUGGGCACUAUCCAUACCUAAAGCAAUCCUCGAGGCCCCUAAAAUAAACAUGAUGGAUAGGAUCCUCAUAUCUCCGGCAUCGUUUUCACUAUCUCUAACCGGGAAUGGAGUUCGAAAGAUUGCUAAGAAAGCGAAGUGCUUCGGCAAUUCGGUAUUGCAGUGUUCAUGCUGAUCGUCAUAUUCAUGUAAAACCCCAACAGAUUAACUUUGUGUUAUACGCUUCCGUUUAACCCAAUUCUCAGCAGAACGCCGAGAAUUCGAGGCUAGGGAAGCUGUUCCGGUAAUUGGGCAGCCAAAAUGUGGCCACCUUCAGAAGAUGGCGGGUGACUCUGAUUAAUGACUUCGCUGCAUAUCGAGAACGAGAUUUUCCAUUAAGGUGUAUCAUUAUUGAACAACCAAAUGUUUACAUUUUGUUUGAUAUGUUCACUGGAUUUGAACAUGUAAAAUAUUAGAUAUUCGU